AUGAGUUAACGAUAAACACUGUUAUUUAAUGUGCCAAAGAUUACGUUAAUGUGGAAAUUAAUAUAUAUAAGAUACACCAAAACUCAAGAAAUUGAAAUAACACUUUGUAAGAUAGUUCAAUUUCAAGAUGUCGAUCUUUAAAUCCUUCUCACUGAAUAACAAAACGAUCUAAAGCCCAUUAAAGAAUGUGUUUGGACUCGCCAAUAGGUGAUUUAAUGUUUUGUUUUAUUUUGCUUGAUUAUAUGCGAACUUUUAAAUCAUGACUUUUAGUUUUAAAUAAUGUAAUCUAAACCUUGUUGUACUUUUGAAAUUUCUUGGAAUGAAUUUCGCUUUAGUUAGAUUGGGGAUUACUUCCCAAAAUUAGCCAAGAAACUUAAUAAAAGAUAUAAAUUGUGA
Molecule: messenger RNA, 396 nt
Organism: Paramecium tetraurelia
Lineage: Eukaryota; Ciliophora; Oligohymenophorea; Peniculida; Parameciidae
Exons: 1
Source: RefSeq, a predicted model, not a curated record